Molecule: messenger RNA, 3933 nt
Organism: Stegodyphus dumicola
Lineage: Eukaryota; Metazoa; Arthropoda; Arachnida; Araneae; Eresidae
Product: glucose transporter type 1-like
Biological process (GO): monosaccharide transmembrane transport
Cellular component (GO): membrane
Molecular function (GO): hexose transmembrane transporter activity
Source: RefSeq, a predicted model, not a curated record
GUCCUUUCGAGCCGAACGACCGCCUCCUGAGUUCUCCGUGAGAAGCUUGAAAUUGUAUCUGUCUUCUUGGGAGUAGAUAAACCUGAUGGGUUAAAAGACGAUUAAGUGACUGUGCAAAUGAUGGAGAAGCCUCUCUGGUAUUGGUUUCAAUGACUAGGACAUUUCGAAGAGAAAAUGACCUGAAACAUCCACCACGGCUGCGCUCCAUCACGACACUUGUGUGACCUCAUUUCUCGUUAUCUCCUUAGAAAAAAAAAGACGAAUUUAUCUUUUUGCCUCAGGUGAAAAAAUAUGCAGUCCAGACUCUGGUGCUUGGUACAAGUAUCAAAGGCCCAAAAUAUUUACCGUACAGAAAUUUCCCAAGACCAUUAUUGAUCCACUAUUAUUCCAACCUGGCACGUACAAUUUCAACCGGGCACGCUGGAUCCAUGUCUAGUCUUGCAAUUAAGCGUAGUGUUAAAGUCUCCACGAUGCUACUAUCUUCCUUUACUGAAAAUGAAGCUCUAUUUAGUUGGCAUUACGUGGGACGAUCGCAAACUCCUGCCGGCUGAAACAAUCUUCCAUGGUGAAGAUGUGGAGUUAGUGGAUAGGCUGUCUACCCCUGAGUUAGAGCUGUUGCCAGUGCCUACAAGAAUGUCCUGUUGUGCUGAGGGUUUGACAUGCAUGCUCGUAUUUGCUAUCUUCGCAGCCGUCCUAGGAAUGUUUCAGUUUGGAUACAAUACCGGUGUCAUCAAUGCUCCACAGAAAAUCAUUCAGAAGUUCAUCGCUGAUGUUUACAAAGCCCGAACAGGGAAGGACAUCUCAGAGGAUUUUCGGGACUUAUUGUGGUCUUUGAUUGUAUCUGUAUUUGCCAUUGGAGGGAUGAUUGGAGGCAUGAUUGGGGGUUCUAUUGCUGACAAAUUCGGAAGGAAAGGAGGUUUACUAGUGAAUAAUGCAUUCGGUAUUAUUGGAGCAGCUCUAAUGGGAUCUAGCAAAAUUUCACAAAGUAUAGAGAUCCUCGUAGUGGGCAGGCUUAUUAUAGGAAUGAAUUGCGGUGUCAACACUGCAUUGGUGCCGAUGUAUUUAUCUGAAAUCUCUCCACUUACGCUGAGAGGAGGACUGGGGACCGUGAAUCAAUUAGGAAUCACUAUUGGUCUUCUGUUAUCACAGGUGCUAGGCAUACAAGCUAUUCUCGGAACAGAGAGAGGGUGGCCAUUCCUUUUUGGGAUAUCUGUGAUUCCUGCAGUUUUACAGCUUCUGAUUCUUCCCUUAUGCCCUGAAAGUCCAAGAUAUUUGCUCAUUUCAAAGCAGCAGGAGUCUCUCGCCAGAGAGGCCUUGCAGAAACUAAGGUGCUCAAGUUUAGUCGAAGAAGACAUAGAAGAAAUGAAAGCCGAAGACAGGUCUCAGCAGCACGAACCGGAGACAGCUUUUACAGAAGAAUUUCGCAUACAGCCACCUCCAGUGCAAAUCACUAUGUGGAAAUUGCUGCAGAACAGGUCCCUCCAUCUUCCAUUAGUAAUAGGAGUGGUAAUGCAACUUACACAACAGCUUUCAGGCAUUAAUGCGGUACUUUACUACUCAACAGGCCUUUUUAUGGAAGCUGGUCUUCCUGAGAAUGCUGCCAAAUACGCAACCAUCGGUGUUGGUUCAGUCAUGGUUGUUAUGACUCUCGUCUCAAUCCCUCUAAUGGAUCAAAAGGGUCGAAGGACGUUGCAAUUGUAUGGUCUGGGUGGAAUGUUCAUCUUCAGUAUAUUCAUCACCAUCACUAUGCUUGUCAAGUUCCUUUACUACUGGAUUGCUUACCUCAGUGUUGUCAGCACGUUAUUUUUUGUUGUAUUCUAUGCAAUUGGUCCGGGUCCCAUUCCGUGGAUGAUUACCGCAGAACUAUUUUCACAGGGACCACGUCCAGCAGCUAUGAGCAUAGCGGUUACUGUUAAUUGGUUCGCAAAUUUUGUCGUUGGGUUAGUCUUUCCACAAAUGCAAAGGGUGUUUGAGCAUUAUACCUUUUUGGCUUUUACUCUGUUCUUGGCUGGGUUUUGGACUUUCACAUAUAAAAAGAUUCCUGAGACAAAGAAUAAAACAUUCGAAGAAAUCUCUGCACUUUUUAGGAGGGAUGAUGACCCACUUAACGUGAAUGGAAUGGCAGUACUCCGAAAUUCUCUACAGCCGACGGAGUUGAUAUUUGAAGAGAAGCCAGUGGAUCAGUGCGAAUUCCAUCAUCGACAUCACUGCCGUUUACGAAACAUGCCAGGAGGCCCCAAGGAAUUCGCUGAAGUAACGCCAAACCAUGUGGAAGAUGCACUAUGACGGAAAGCGUGUAAGCACUACCUCGUUCAACUCGCUCGCACUCUUAUUGUAUCUAAGGCCUUUACUGGAAGGAAUGUGUAGACGCUCUUCUCAACCAGAUCGGUAAAUUGUGGCGGCUAACACGAAGUUAGAAAAUAACCCCUUUAUCGACUAAGGCUACUACUGCUGCUAUUGCUCAGUGAUCAGCCUUUAGCUCCCGGCUGAUUUAUGUGCAUGUCUUUUAGUUCUAAAACCUACGACAAAAGCCCGACUGAUACGUGACAGAAGAUUUUUGAGAUUUUUAGAAAUCAUCAUCUCUACCAUUAGAGGUUCUUUAUAGCAAUCCUGUACAGAAAGUUCUUUUACGUGAAUAAAGUUAAGUAAACACACACACACAAACAUAUGUAUAUAUAUAUAUAUAUAUAUACACGUAAAACAUACAUAUAUAUGUGUACGUAUACGUGUACAUACCUGUAUGCAUUUGUAAACACACAUAUGUAUACAUCUAGAUAUAUAUAUGUGUGUGUGUGUGUGUGUGUGCAUAUAUAUAAUUGUAUGUAUGUAAAGUGACCCUACAGAAGUUUUUAAUUAUCGGUGCCUUCAACUUCAUUCCCCUGGAUGAUUCCCUGAACAAAUUAAUAUGUAAUUCCAUAGUGAGCUGCUGUUCCUGUAAUAUCAAUGAGAACAGAACACUAUAAUGUGAAGGAUGGGUUAAAAACAUCCUUUCCUGCUUUGAGCUAUCACACUGAGAAGAAUGUUGAAAGAAUAUUUAAAAAAUAAAGAAGAAGAAAAACACAAUAAUACACUUCGAUGGUUCAAGUCACUGCUAAAACGCAUCACAGCUAUUUUCUUGUGUUUAUGUCCAUCGUUGGGACACUAUUGCACCCAAUGACUCAUUUUAUCUAUCUAGAUUAUGCAAUUAGAUCGUCUUAUUAUCUCUUAAACUAUUAAAACUUACGAAGUUUUACAGACAGAUGGCAAAGAACAAUUGAAACUGUAUAUAAAAGAAUAUGAAUGAUUUCGAGAGCUGUUAAAUCAGUCAGCAAAAUUGUAUGAACAACAGACGGCUAGUACAUUUUAAUGUCUUAAAAAUCUUUUGUACAUAGUUUAUUUUAAUUGCCCUAUUUUUCACAUAGAAGUAUGUAACACAUAUUAUUUUCCUUCCUUUAUUCUCGUGGAUAAAAUCCGGAGAGUCUACAGAUUUCUUAGUUCAAUAUGGUUUCUCAACCAAUCUCUAUCAGUGUCAUUAACAUAAUACCAGUAUUGGCCAAUUAUAGGAAUCAGUUUUAGAAAUAGGUAAUAAACGGUUAUGUGUAUUUGGUAAAAGGCAGCAUUGUUCCUUUUCUGAUGAUUGUCUAAUGCAGUAUGUUGUAAUUCACAAAACCAUAUAUUGUUAAUUUUUUAAAUAUAAAAUUUAUUGAGAGUUUUAACUAUAUGUAUGUAUAUGUAUACAUAUUUAUUAUGUAUAUAUAUAUAUAUAUACAUACACAUCAUGUUAGAUGAAUUUCUUCAGUUUCGUAAAAAUUUUACUAUGAAAAAUAAAUUAACGAAUUGCGCUCGUAUUAAAUUUUUAUCAUGAAAAUCAGCAUGAAAGCCUGUAUGCCUACUGAAGUUUAGUCCAAUAAACUUUGAAAUUUUGUAGCAAAUAAACGAUUUCUCCUCGUAAAA